Molecule: messenger RNA, 4840 nt
Organism: Oncorhynchus gorbuscha (pink salmon)
Lineage: Eukaryota; Metazoa; Chordata; Actinopteri; Salmoniformes; Salmonidae
Exons: 5
Coding region: 218-1204 (328 amino acids)
Biological process (GO): immune response-regulating cell surface receptor signaling pathway
Cellular component (GO): plasma membrane
Molecular function (GO): signaling receptor activity
Source: RefSeq, a predicted model, not a curated record
GACACUAUGAUGCUGGGGUGUGUUAAGACUGAUGUGAGAGACAUUUAAAAUUGAGGAAGAGAGACAGAGAGAGAGAGAGCAGACAGUGUAUUUCACUCACUCUUACACACACACAAACACACAGAGAGAUGAUCAUCUACCAAUGCUGUGGCUGUCUUCCUAAACCACCUCUGGUGUAACCUGUUGAUUGUAGAAGGCCGGUGGGCUACAAGUCACCAUGGGGCCCUGUGACUGCUGGUCCUGGACCAGCCUACCUCUCACCAUCCUGGCUGUGCUUCUCUUCCACCGGGAUGCCAAUGGUCAUGAUUCUGAUUGUUUCCCAGAGAUUAGAGUGGUACGGAACACAGUAUGGAGAGCUUCACUUGGGAAACAAUUGAAGAUUAACUGUUCUAUUGCUUUCUGUUCCAACUCACCACCACCACCAUCACUAUGGUGUAAGGUUGAUGAAUCAAACAACUGCAAUACUGUCAACACAACAACUCUCAUUCAAACACAGUGGACCAGUUUGAAAAACACUACAGGGAUCUCAUUUCUGGUCUUCACCAGCAUUUCCAUAUACGAUGUAGGUCUGUACAGGUGUGCAUUAAAUGAAGCCUCUGUGAGUCAUUCUAUCAAUGUUACUGUCUCAGACAGUACAGCGAGUCAGAGUGACAGCUUCCUGGAGUGGGUGUGGCCUUAUGUUUAUUCCUCGGCUGGGAUUGUGGUGUUUGUCAUCGUGGUGAUAACCAUAUCCAUGCUCUCAUUGCGUGGUUGUAAAGGUGCCUGUCCGGCCAGGAAGUCAAGGAAAGAGGACCAAACAGAGAACCAGUAUAUGGCUAUACCAAUGACCCAGCAAGCAUUCCCACGACCCAACCCACAAUCCCACCACAGAGGAAGCAUCCGAUCCCACCAAUCCCAGGACCGGCUCCAAGCCCAGCCCCAAGCCCAGGCACAAGCUCAGCCCACCCCACCGCCGGACUGUAUCUAUGACAACGCACCUGCCAGGGGCCCACGUCGCACUCAUCCGGCACCCGGCCAAGCUGCAGCCAAUCAGGUAGCUGUCCCGGUGGACACGGACAAUACCUAUAGCAACGGGAAGGAGAAAGAGGAAGAGGGUGAUAUCAUGUACGCAGCGCUAAACCAUCAGGUAAAGCCUGGAGCCGCUGCGCGCCCUGCACAGCCUCGGGUAGAGGGCUCAGAGUACGCAGCCAUACGAGUGUCCUGAGCCCUGAUACCAGGAAGUAAAACUCCUCUUCAGAGGGCCACAGUCCGACUGGUCUUUGUUUCUCCCUGAUUACGAGAAGGGGGUCGCUGCGUCCCAAAAUGGCGACCGGAGUAUGGGCGAGUGGGUGUGUCAAAAGGGAAGUAGUGGGUGUGUGGAAAGGAAUGGGUGUGUGUCAAAUCGUCUGCUAUAGGUUAGACGGUUUUGAUUGAGCUGUAUUUUUUUCUCUUCCGUUUCUUGCCACUCAACCAGACUGUGACACACAACUAGGUGCUAUCAUCAACCAAAAAGGGUUAUUUGUCUGUCCUCAUAAGAGAACCCUUUGAAGAACCCCCUUUGGUUCCAGGUAGAACCCUUCUGGGUUCCAUGAAGAACCCUUUCCACAGAGGGGUCUGCAUGGAAUCCAAAAGAGUUCUACCUAGAACCAAAAAGGGUUCUCCUAUGGGGACAGCCGUAAAACCCUUUUGGAACCCUUUUUUCUAUGAGUGUACCUCACAUUGAGCUCCCAUACUGCGAGAGUUGGGACAUCUGUUUUGAAGCCAGAGGAUGAGUCUGAGUGUUAGAAUUACAUUAAUAAUUGUACAUUUUCCGGUUUAAAACUGAAGAUUGUUUAUUGGGGCGGCAGCUAGCCUUGCGCUGGGUCAGUAACCGAAAGGUUGCUAGAUCAAUUCCCAGAGCUGACAAAGUCAAAAUCGGUUGUUCUGCCCCUGAACAAGGCAGUUAACCCACUGUUCCUAGGCCAUCAUUGUAAAUAAGAAUGCGUUCUUAACUGACUUGCCUAGUUAAAUAAAUAUUAAAUAAAACAUUUGAAGUAUUGAUGAUGGGUGUACUGUUGCUUUAUGGGUUGUACGCAUGUUCCUACUGUGACUGUCACCCUGAUAUAUUACUGUGACUGUCACCCUAAUAUAUUACUGUGACUGUCACUGAUAUUUUACUGUGACUUUCACCCCGAUAUUUUACUGUGACUGUCACCCUGAUAUAUUACUGUGACUGUCACCCUGAUAUAUUACUGUGACUGUCACCCUGAUAUAUUACUGUGACUGUCACUCUGAUUUAUUACUGUGACUGUCACACUGAUAUUUUACUGUGACUGUCACUGAUUUAUUACUGUGACUGUCACACUGAUUUAUUACUGUGGCUGUCACUCUGAUUUAUUACUGUGACUGUCACCCUGAUAUAUUACUGUGACUGUCACCCUGAUAUAUUACUGUGACUGUCACCCUGAUAUAUUACUGUGACUGUCACCCUGAUAUAUUACUGUGACUGUCACCCUGAUAUAUUACUGUGACUGUCACACUGAUUUAUUACUGUGACUGUCACACUGAUAUAUUACUGUGACUGUCACACUGAUAUUUUACUGUGACUGUCACACUGAUAUAUUACUGUGACUGUCACCCUGAUAUAUUACUGUGACUGUCACCCUGAUAUAUUACUGUGACUGUCACCCUGAUAUAUUACUGUGACUGUCACCCUGAUAUAUUACUGUGACUGUCACCCUGAUAUAUUACUGUGACUGUCACCCUGAUUUAUUACUGUGACUGUCACACUGAUAUAUUACUGUGACUGUCACACUGAUAUAUUACUGUGACUGUCACCCUAAUAUAUUACUGUGACUGUCACUGAUAUUUUACUGUGACUGUCACCCUGAUAUUUUACUGUGGCUGUCACUCUGAUUUAUUACUGUGACUGUCACCCUGAUAUAUUACUGUGACUGUCACCCUGAUAUAUUACUGUGACUGUCACACUGAUUUAUUACUGUGACUGUCACACUGAUAUAUUACUGUGACUGUCACACUGAUAUUUUACUGUGACUGUCACACUGAUAUAUUACUGUGACUGUCACCCUGAUAUAUUACUGUGACUGUCACCCUGAUAUAUUACUGUGACUGUCACCCUGAUAUAUUACUGUGACUGUCACACUGAUUUAUUACUGUGACUGUCACACUGAUAUAUUACUGUGACUGUCACACUGAUAUUUUACUGUGACUGUCACACUGAUAUUUUACUGUGACUGUCACACUGAUAUUUUACUGUGACUGUCACACUGAUAUUUUACUGUGACUGUCACUCUGAUUUAUUACUGUGACUGUCACACUGAUAUAUUACUGUGACUGUCACCCCGAUAUUUUACUGUGACUGUCACACUGAUAUUUUACUGUGACUGUCACUCUGAUAUAUUACUGUGACUGUCACUGAUUUAUUACUGUGACUGUCACACUGAUUUAUUACUGUGACUGUCUCACUGAUAUAUUACUGUGACUGUCACUCUGAUAUUGGCUAUUGGUAGCUACUUCCCACACCGUUGCUGGACAGUAGUGCCUGUCAUACGAGAGCGAACGGUACUGGGUCCCGGUGUUCUUGUUUUUCAUGCGUGCCCUCCCCAUUGAGUAGUAGACUGUAUGUACUGUAAUAUCAAGAUGGUUAUCAAUAUUAGUUACUUCUUGUGUAGACUGCUGCCCUCUUUUAAAUAAAAUAAUUUGAGAGAAAACAUUGCCACGUUAGCUGCCGCCUGCAACAUGACCACGAUACCAGUGGCAAUCGGUGCCAUUUAAGAUUCUUAUUAUUUUAACCUUUAUUUAACCUUUAUUUAACUAGGCAAGUCAGUUAAGAACAAAUUCUUAUUUACAAUGAUGGCCUGCACCGGCCAAAACCGGACGACGCUGGGCCUAUUGUGCACCUCCCUAUGGGACUCCCAAUCACCUCCAGUUGUGAUACAGCCUGGAAUUGAACCAGGGUGUCUGUGGUGACGCCUCAAGCACCUUAGACCGCUGCGCCACUCGGGAGCCCCGAUGAGGGAUGAGCAGGGCCUUAUUUCUGUUACAGCUUAUUGCAUGACUCAUUCAUUAAUUCAUUCAUAUUCCAUUCACCCAGUUCAAUGUAACAUCGAUAGUUUUAGGCUACUACAUGAUAGUCAAAUACUCAUCAUGAGGUUUCCUCAACCUAGACUAUGAAUGAAAGCUACACCAUGGUGCUGUUUAGGCUACUGUAGACCAACACUGCAAAACAGUGUGUUUUAAUCAAUUAUUUGGUGACUUGAAUACAUUUAGUCUAGUUUUAUCUAAAAAGGCUUACUUCUUAAUAUUUUGCUAUUUAAAUUUUUAUGAAAUUCACUGAGGAAGAUGUUCCUCCCCUUCCUCCUCUGAGGAGCCUCCACUGCAUGAUACCCAGUAGGAAGGACUUCGGCAGGCAUGUCGAUACAACCCCGGUGCACUGGUCCGGCUUAUCGACUCUUCUUGUAGUCCAAUCAGCCAUGUAAAACGGUAUUCAGUAGCAACAAAUCUGCCCAAUUAGCUAAUAAUCCAUACACCCACUCUCCCAUACUUCGGUCGCCAUAUUGGGCUGCAGAUACCCAUUCUUGGUAUUACAGAAAUAGAUCAGCUGGCUGCAUCGAACUUUGAACUUCCACCAAUGAUAAUGUCAGCUUUAACUAUGGCCUUUUGGGUACAACUUUCUUACAGAGGUUGAUUUUUGAGGCCUACAUGAAAUAUUCCACUGCACUGUAAUUAGGUAGAAACCAGUUGACUGUGAAUGUAACUGUGAUUGAUUGUUUUGUUUAAUGCAGUUUUAUGUGUUUUGCGUGUUUCCUAUUUAAACAAAUAAUCAGAUUUGAUUUACUGUAAUAUAAUUUUCACUGCAAUA